ACGAUUCUGCCGUAUCGCAUAUACCUUUAGCCCUCUUUACCCCACUGAGAGGGUAGCCGUCGUCCUAGACUCGCAUUUCUUGACGAUGGCACAUAUUCCCGAAGGAUGGGAGUCCGAUUACGACGGUUGUCGGUGGUUUUACCGCUUCAAAACCACUGGCCUUACACAAUACCAUUUCCCGCGACCAGGCGACGAGUUUCCCGAAUUAGUAGGCAUCGGUUUCGGGCCCCUCGACAUUACUCCAGUGAAUAAACUCGUUGAUGAAUAUAAAGUUACUGAGAAAGGCGCUCCAAAUGUAACCAGAAAUGACGGAAAGACGGCGCUGGCUAAUGGAAAAGAUGAAAUGGGGGCUACGGGCUAUUUUGACCCAGACGACUUUAUGUACUUUGGGCUUAACGAUGGAAGCUCAGCCGGUAAUGAGAACAGUGUCACAACCGAUACGACCGCAGGGCCAGCAUCCCUAAUGAACAAUAAGAGCAAAUCACCACUAGCAGAACUUGAAUCGUCGCAAAGAUGGUCGCCCGUAGGAUUCGUUUCCGAGCUUGCCAGCGGCGACACAGAAAAAUGCGCAGAGGAGUUAGCUCCCAUCGAAAUGGAUGCAACCCAGAUCGCCCAAACACCCUUACAACCCAAUGUUCACCAGAAUGCUGUUGUAGAAUUGUCGACGGAGAGGAAUCCAGUGGAAGAGAAAGCACCGGCACAGCAUCCAAUUCGAGAGACCAUGGAACCUGUUGAAGAGUAUCCGCUAGUUUCGGCUUCAUUUGCCUAUCCUCCGCUAAAAAAGACCAUUAAGCCCGUGGAUGGCGCGCAAGCGGAACCCCCUCAGGCAGAACAGAAAGUCGUGGCUUCUCAACGGCCACCAGCGGCUAGGAUAGAGCAGAACGAAUACGAGACAUGGAAACCCACACAUGGAAUCAACAGUGAGGAACUGAAGAACUCAUAUAGAACCUCUAUGACAUUGUCCAGUAUAUCAGUUCUUCAGUCUCAAAACACAGAACUUGGCCCUAUCAACCAGAAGCGGCAUUCGCUUUCAGGGCUUGUUGAACCCUCGGAAGAGACUCAUAACCUCCCCGGUAUUUUGAGGCAACCGUCAGAUCCUAGGACGUCAGCAAUUACAUCCACACCUCUCCCAGAAGUUGAUACUUCACCUAUUCCAACUGUCCUCCAACCCGCAGUGCCACCAACAGAAGUAACACAAGAUAAUUCACAACCGCAGCCUACACAGACCAGCAUCCCAACCUUGCCAGGAUCUGGCGCCAGGCACGAGAGUAUCUCUUAUGGUUCGGGGGUUUCUGUUGUUGAUUCUGGUCCAGCUCGUAUGCCAUCGAUACUCAGACCUGCUCAUAACUUGAAUGGCACCCCGGGGGAUCAGCGUCCGCUCCAGACGGCAAAUAUCACUCGUCCAGGUACUCAUCGGGUCAGCACUCUACCAACUCAACUAUCAUCUCAUAUACCAUCCCCGCCAAAGAUAGGGGGACCCGGAAUAUAUGUCUUUCAGGAAAUACCAACAACGACAGGAUCUAUGGCCGAGCAAAGCAAGCCUUCCGUUCCUGUCGCAGCCCUGGCUGACUCGAGCGGCCAAAGUGCUUCUUUCCAGAACCCUCAUCAGCCUACGGAAACUUUCCAUCCUAUCAUGAACGAGCCGCUCCCUGUAGUUGCUCCGCUUUCCCUAUCUAGACCUCAGAAACCAGCAAGUCCAGACAGAAUUUCGAAUACUAGCGCCCAAGGAUCCAUAUCUAGCUCUCCUAUCUUCCAAAGUAAGCCACAGAAGAAACCUUUAGCUUCACAGAACACUGGAAACGCUAGCCCUACUUCUGGAACCCCUGCGAUGGGUUCAACUAAUAUUCCAAUACGACCUCAUCCUACGUCUCAACAAGGACUUCAAUCAUCUAUGGGACCCCUUAGACCUGGUUCUGUACCACAGGUCCAUCCUAAUCCCAUGGUACCUCAAGUAUCUCCUGGGAAGCCAACUGGACAACCUAUCCAAGCGCAUAAUUACCAGAAGCCAUCAAUAUCGGACUCAUCACAGCACUCUCCUCAAGUUUCGCAGAGCUCGUCGAUAACACAUGUCUCUUUAGACAGUACACACUCACAAUGUCAGACGAUUAUAAAUAAUACGCACAAUCCACAGGCACCUGUCCAAAGACCCAACCAUGGCAUACCGACUACAAUUCAGGCCUCUGGUAGUAUUUCAGCUAAUGCAUCGAGUCAACCCACAACCGCACAAGCCAUCGCAUUUAAUCAACAGAGACCACCAUCAAAUUCUUCCCCUAGUCAAAGGCCCCAAAAUAACCAACAGCCAGGCCAGAAUAUGCCGACCGGUAUAGCUACAGGGCAACAUAAACCACAGCCUCCAUCUCCUCUAGCCCAACCUGUCUCUCCAUUACAGAGUCAGGUUUCUUCGCCGGCUCCUUCGAUCGCCUCUCUCCAUCGACCGCCAUCCUCCGCAUCGUCACAUACGUACGGUACUGCGCAGAAUGCUGCAGGUCAAAACCGACCGCCGAAUAUGACCAUUCAUCAGAAUUCUCCUCAUGUUAUAAGGCCGACGGCGGCGCAAGCGUCUCAAGUUCAAGCGAGUCAACAUAUUACUCAAUCACCCAGCCCUGCUAUCAACGGUGCUUCAAAACCAUUUCCCAUGCUCCCGGGGCAGGUGAAGCCACUGCCUUCCCAAGUCGGAUCGCCCCAUAUUCCCACACAGAACCAGUCAAUACCUACUACUACAGCACAAGUUCAAUAUAUACAGGGACAGACGGUAUCAGUGAAGCCUACCCAGCAGCAACCCGGAGGCCAACAGAUGGUGCAAGCGACAGUGCAGAGACCGCCUCAGCAACAGCUCAUAAAUGGAAACCAUGUACAACUUUCCGGAAGUUCAGUAUCUGGGCAGCCGACUCAGUCGACAGUACAGCAUGGACAACCUCGACCGACUAUACAGGGGGCACCGACUCAACAACAAACCCUUGUACAAUCACCCGUAAAUAAUCAAAAUCAUCCAACAUAUAUGCAACAAAGCAUGGGUAAUCUUAAUCAAUUAUCCAGUGGACAACCUGGGCAAGUAGUUACGAGCACAAUACAUGGAGCCACUACACAGUCGCAGAUAUCUCAGGGGAUCCAAUCCCCAACCAUGCAACAAUUCGCCGGUCAGUCGAUGGUACAAGGACAGCAACAACUAACCCAAACCCCCGGGCUUAAUUCUAAUUUCUCACAAAUACCGGGACAGAAUAAACCUUUCACCUCGGCUCAGGCAGCUGCUGCACUGUCCGAUGCAGGCAAGAAAAUGAAGAAAUGGGCCAAGAAGACCUGGCAGAAUCCCGCUUUAAAACAGUCUUCGGCGGCGAUAGGGGGCGCAAUUAUUGCCGAGUCAAUUGGAAUGAAUGGGGCAACCGGAGCUUCUCUGGGAAAUAAUAUAUAUAAUAAUAUGCAAGGUCAACCUCAAGGCCAACAUCAGAGUCAGGGUCAGCUUCAAAACAGCCAGCAACAACGGCCGCCAGGUGUACAGCAUGCUUAUACUACGCCACCACAGACACAGAUACUUCAAGGCGGAGGUAUUGCAUCCCAACAGGUGCAGGCCAUGAACCGACCUCAGCUACAGCAGGGCUUACAACCCGCUGGUGUUCAGACACCGGGUCGGCCCCCUAUAGUACAGAACCCGGGGAUGACAGGAACUCCGGCGAAUUAUAAUGCUGCACAACCAAAUAUGGCAAACCAACAAGCCCCUUAUCAGAUCUCACGGCCUCCAGUGGGACGACCACCGUUAUCUCAGAUGCAACCGCAACCGCAACCGCAACCGCAACAGCAAAUACAGCAACAGUUACAACAGCAGAUACAGCAACAGAUGCAGCAACAGAUGCAGCAACAGAUGCAGCAACAGGUGCAACAACAGGUGCAACAAUCUGCUGCUUUUGGACAACCAGGAUUCCAGGGUCCUCCCGGUCAACCUUUCUACCAAGUCCGUCCUAACCAGGCCGCCUACCAGAUGCCUCCCGGCCAACCCGCGUAUCAAGGGCAAGGAGGUGCAGACCCUUACGCAGUCAUAGGCGCCACAAUCGGAGGUGCUCUUACUGCUUUAGCUGGAGGUAGAACUGAUGCACCGGCUUCUACGGCUCAGCAGCAUCAAGCUGCAAAUCCUGAGCAGCAUACUCAAAAUUCUGAGCCGCAGCACGAAACUUAUUCUGAGCAACAGCAUGGGGAACAAUCUGAACAACACCAUACAGAACAGUCUGAACAGUACCAUGGAGGUUAUUCCGAGCAACAAUAUACGAACCAGUCAGAACAGCAUCAUGAGUCUUACUCCGAACAGUAUCAGGAAGCUCAAACCGGGGCCCAUGAACAAACUCACACCGAGCAAAACUACGCAAAUCACGAUGAACAGCAAAACACCGGAUACGCCAACGAAGAACACCAAACAUAUUCCGAACCGGCUCCCGCCGAAUCUCACCAAACUUCGGAGUCGUAUUACGCGCCCCAGCCAGAAACCACCAUCAUUAAUAACACGACAAUCAACAACAUCGAGAACACCGCAAUGGCCGAAGCAACGCAGAUGAACAUGAACUACACAGAUAACACGCAAAUAGCAGACACGACGCAGAUGAAUACGAACUACACGGAUACUUCGCAAGUGGAAAAUACAACGAACAUGAAUACGAUGAACACGGAAACGACCGCAUAUACGGACACAGCGUAUACGGACGCAACGAACAGCAACGCCAACACAGAAGUUACCGCGUUCGCAGAAGCGGCAUACGUGGACUCUUCAAACAUGAACAUGGAUAUGAACGCGAAUAUGAUGGCGUACUCGGACACAACAGCAUAUAUAGACGCAUCGUACGCGGACGCAACGUACAUGGACGCGAACGCGACGUACAUCGAUGCAUCCGUCGCCGUAGACGUAAACGUCGACAUGAACGUAGACAUGAGCCAGACGGCGUAUAUGGGCGACGAGACGUCUAUGAUGGCGAUGGAGGGGAGUUUCAGCGUGGAUGCUAGUGCGAGUUACGUGGAGACGGGUGCGGUGGAUUAUUCGGGCGGUGAUUGGGGUGGGGGUGAGUGGUGAUGGAUGUAGUGGAAUUUACCUACUACUAGAAGGACUGGAUUUGGUAGUGUGUUGGUGCAGUAUAUAUAUUGUUUAUUUCAUUGGAAUCGGGAAUAGCGCGGAUACCAUUAUUUAUAUUGUACCUAUCUACAUGAAAUAUAUGGAUUUGGAUCGUAGUAGGUUUAAGUAGGUUUAUGAGACGGAAUAUAUUGCAUUUAUCAGCCG
Messenger RNA from Daldinia vernicosa, 5254 nucleotides. RefSeq lists its product as uncharacterized. Bases 86 to 5050 code for a protein of 1654 amino acids. Gene Ontology annotation, molecular function: protein binding. The record is from RefSeq and is a predicted model, not a curated record. The transcript has a single exon. Lineage: Eukaryota; Fungi; Ascomycota; Sordariomycetes; Xylariales; Hypoxylaceae.